AUGUUUCCAUCAACAGAAACUAUUAAUGAUUAUUCCGUUUAUCAUGAACUUGGACGAGGUGGUUUUGCUACCGUUCAUAAAGCAAUUCGCAUCUAUGAUAAAUUAGAAGUUGCUUGUAAGAUGAUCGAUCGUCUUAAAAUUCAACAACAGACAACUACUCAACAUCGUCUUAUGCAUAAACGGUUGAAAAAUGAAAUUGAAAUACAUUCAAGGUUAAAACAUCCGAAUAUUGUUGAUUUAUUCAAUUAUUUUGAAGAUCAAAAAUAUGUUUAUUUAAUUCUUGAACUGUGUCAAUAUGGAGAUUUAGAAAAGUAUUUGAAAAUAAAAAGAACAUUAAACGAAAAUGAAACUCGUGUAUAUGUGAAACAAGUCAUUGAGGGUUUACAAUAUUUACAUGAUCACGGAAUAUUACAUCGAGAUAUUAAAUUACAAAAUUUAUUAUUAACAGAAAAUUAUAACAUUAAAAUAGCGGAUUUUGGUUUAGCAAAAAAAGUAGAAACAAUUGAUGAAAAAAAUCAUACCAUGUGCGGAACACCAAAUUUUUUAUCACCCGAAAUAGCAACGAGAAGUUCUCAUAGUUUUGAAACAGAUGUGUGGUCUCUAGGAAUAUUAAUUUAUACGUUACUUGUUGGUCAUCCACCUUUCGAUACAGAAAGUGUUUUAUCAACAUUAUCACGUGUGGCUAAAGUUGAAUAUGAAUUACCCUCAAGUUUAAGUGAUGAAGCUAAAGAUCUGAUUAACAACAUCUUACAAAAACAACCAGAAAAACGUUUAACAUUAAAUCAAGUAAAAGAACAUUCAUUUUUUACAAAAGAAUUUGAAAAGCAAUCACCACUGUAUGAAAAUUUAUUUCUGACUACAAAACCUCCAGAUAUUCUUUCUACUUUACCACGUCAAGAAAAUAGAUUAUUUCAAGAUAGACUAACGACGUUGAAAUUACAUGAAAAUUUCAUGACACCAUCACAACCGAUUAAAGCAAGACGAAGUCCAUCAUUGGAUAUUCUUCGUACUGGUACAACCGAUACUACUCGUCCCGAUAGUGCCAGUGUUUCAUCAUCUCGAGAUAGUGGUUUACCAAAAUCUUCAUUAGAUUAUUCUUCAAAUUUAUCAAUUUCACGUUCUCUUGUUCAUGAACAAGAUUCAUCAAUAAAUAAAAAUAAUCAUCAUAAACAAUUACAAAAGUUAAAUUCUCAACGUUUAAAACCAAUUCGUCAAAUUGCACGAUUAAUUAUGUUUGCUAUAUUAGAAAAUGGUGAAGUUGUAGUAGAAACUCUAAGAGUAAAAGGAAAAAAGAAGCGAAUUGUUGAUGUAUGCAGAAUAUCAACAGAUGGAAAUAAAAUAAUUACUUAUAUUCCAACAAAUCAUUCAUCAACAGGUACUUAUCCAUCACCAAUUCCAAAAGAUAGAAAUUCUUAUCAAGAAUAUGAUUUUGACAAUUUACCAGAAAUUCAUUGGAAACAAUAUCAACGUGCUUAUAAAUUUGUUAAUGUAAUUCGUUCUCGUACAGCUAAAAUUCAAUUAAUUACACCAGAUGCAAAAUGUCAACUCAUGGAAACAUCUGUAGAUUUUGAAAUUAAUUUUUUAUGUGGUAUUCGAAUUUUAAUUUAUCGUGAUGAUUCCAAUAUUGAUGAUCAUUUAAAAAUUAAAUUAACAAAUGAGUCAGAUAAUUCAACGAUCAUUUUAGACUAUGAAAAAGCAACAAAAUCUGGAUUAGGUGAACAGUUUACAACACCGGAAUUACAAAAUAUAUUAGAAAAUUCAUGUCAGUACUAUGAUUAUUGUCUGUCGAAAGAUCAUCUAUUAGAAAAUGAUCAACAAUUAUUUCCAGAUAUUCAAACUUUUCCCGUUUUAUUUAACGCUCAAUUAGGAAAAAAACUCAAUCAAGAAAAUCAGAAUAGACCAAAUUCAUCUUGUUCACUUGGUCGUUCUCGAUCUCAACAAUUUGGAUCUUCUUCUACUGUACAUGAAAUCGAUCAUUUUUCAACAUCAUCUUCUACACGACGUGCAUUUGCUGCCAGUGAUACAGAUAUUCGUCCAUCAUCACAAAAUCUUUCACCUAAACGUUCCUAUAUUCAUUAUAAUCCAAUAAAAACGGAUUCAGUUGAACAACUUACCGUAUUAUCGACUUAUCCAUCAUCUACAUUAAAUUCAAAUCUAACUGGUAUUAAUAAUUUGACAUGUAAAUCAAAAAAUGUUCGAGAUAUUGGUUGUGUACGUCAACAAACGAAUGGAGAUUUUGAAAUUCAGUUUAAUGAUAAUAGUUUAAUGAAAAUAAAUGCAAAUGUUGAACAACAACUUUAUAUUGAUUCAAAUGGCAAACAUUAUUAUUUUGAUCGAUUUGGAGAAAAAGAGUUGCCUGAAUGCGUGAAACAUAAACUAUUUCUCAUACAAAAAUAUGAACUAUUUGAAACAUUAAAUAAAUAA
Messenger RNA from Didymodactylos carnosus, 2424 nucleotides. The record is from the annotation of a GenBank genome assembly. Lineage: Eukaryota; Metazoa; Rotifera; Eurotatoria; Philodinida; Philodinidae.